GCUGUCCAGGCUCAGACCAGAAUUUCACAUUUUCUGGGUGGAUCCGGCUUCUAGUUAAAAAAACAAACAAACAAACAAAAAACAUGGUCUUACACUACUGGGGUUAGGGCAACCUUGAAACUCUAGCGAUCACAACAGAUUACAACUGUGUUCACUUAAAUGUGAUACUGCCUUACAAGGAAACUUUUUUUUUUCAUGUGACUUCAAGAUACACAUUUAAGGGACCAUGUAUAACGAACAAGAAGAAAAGAGGUAAAGAAAUGCAAGGCAAAGUUUCAUGUCAAUAGCUUUUCUCACAUCAAGCAGGUAUCCUGGGUUCAGGCCAGUGAGCAACUUGAAGGGAAUGAUUGAGACCUUGAACUUGACUUUUAUGUUCUUUAAGCCCAUGUAACAAGCAAAGCACAGAUCAGAUGUGUUCACGGUAGCCUGUGUUGCUUAGGAGACAAGCUGCAGUGGUCUGUACUAGUUGGAGUAUCCUAAGGGCUGAGGGCUUCAUGCCCAGGUAUAUCGCAGUGGUGUAGUCCUGAUGAAAGUGAGAAAAAUGUGAAUAACUGAGGCUAGGUCAUCAUUCAUGAGGAAGAGAUGGACUCUCAUUCCCAAAUGGAGAAGGUAGAAAGCAUUACUCAUGGAUGCAGCUAUGUGAGAGCUUAGCAUCAGUGAGGAAUCAAGGCAGCACUCCCAUACCAUGGACUGGACUUAAACUUUUCAAAAUGCUUUCCUCUGCCCAGCUGCAUCACCUCUGUCUUGCUCAGGAUCAGCGUCACCCAGCUGCUGUUCAACUGAGUGGUGUGGUCAUAUAUAGUGAAGAAUAGGUAGAGCUGCUACCACUUGAGUCCAUGCCAUCUGACCAAUUCACUCAGUGGCUGCAUGUAGAUGUUGAAUGGAACUAGAGAGAUAAUUGAUCCUUGUGGAACUCUACAAGUGAGAAGUUUAGUGCAGAGGUGCAGUUUCUCAUCACUACUUAUUGGGUGUGUCCCUCCAGGAAGGAUUCAGACCAUUUCAGCACAUUACCCUGCUACCUCCCUCAGAUGAGACAAUAGUAUUGUAUGGUCAACAGUGUUAAAUACUACAGAGAGGUACAGAAGAAUGACAAUGGAUGUCUGCCUUCUAUCCACUGAUAGGAAGAGAUCAUCCAUCAGUGCCACUAAAGUGGUUUCAGUUCCAUGUUUUGGUGUGAAUCCGGAUGGUGCCAGGUCUAGGAUAUUAGCUCCAUUAAGAUGAGCCUAAAGUUGGCCUUCGGCUAGUUUCCUUAUGAGCUUGGAGUUUUGUACCUAUGGGUUUGUCAACACAAAUGUUGAAGUCUCCCAGGAUGACAAGUCUGGAGUAUUCCACCACCAUCACCAACAAGGCUAAAGAAGAAAGAAUAGUUGUGCUGGAAACAGAAAAUGCUCUUCUUCAUCUGAAACUUGCAGAGUGUCGAGGGUUGAUUGGAAGAGACACUACUGAAGUGGCACAGCUUAGCUUUGUUCAUGACAAGCAACAGAACUUGUGUAGAGGCAUGAGCUCCGUUAUAAUCCAGGUUUAUGGAGCAAUACAGAGGCUUAAGCAAGACCUGAAGAAUCUCCAUUCGUUUGCUCUUGAGCUUUCAAGAGACUUUCAACAUCAAUGCAAGAAUUCUCUUUACCAAGUUUUGACUGCUGUCCAAAGGAUCCAGCUGCAGAAUGAAGCUAUGCACACGUUCCAGACAAAAGCAUUUGAUCUCGAGCAGUCUUUACAGGAAGUUAAUGAGAGAUACCAGCAAGAAAAACAAAAGAGAAAAAUACUUCACAACAGUUUAGUUGAACUGAGGGGAAAUAUCAGAGUGCACUGCAGGAUCCGUCCCUUAUUGCCUUUUGAUACUGCUUCUGGACAUUCAGUCUCACAAGAUAGGCACAGAAAGCUUUCAGAAGAAGUGGCACAUGCUACUGAUGAUGAAACUGUCCUUGUAAAAUGCAAUCGUCCUGGUCAUACUUUGAUCAACAAGACAUUUCAGUUUGACAGAGUUUACAGUGCUGCUGAGUCUCAAGACACAGUGUUUGCAGAUGUGCUCCCUUUGCUUACAUCUCUGCUAGAUGGAUACAAUGUGUGUAUUAUGGCUUAUGGACAAACAGGGAGUGGGAAGACGUACACAAUGUUGGGACCGCAAUCUGAGGAUGAUGUCACUCUUUCAAUAGAAGAUGAACCAGAGCUGGGAAUUAUUCCUAAAGCCACAGAAGAAGUCUUCAGGAUUAUUUCAGAAAAGCCACCAGGAAGUCAUUGGGUUGAGGUUUCUGUUGUAGAAGUGUAUAAUAAUGAAAUUUUUGAUCUUCUGGCCAAAGACAGCUGUGGAAGAGUGUUCGGCGUUAAACGUGACGUUGUCACAACCAAGGAAGGCAAGAGCGAUGUGCCAUUGCUUACCUAUGAGACUGUUGAAAAUGCUGUAGAAUUCUUACAGCUAGUUGAUAAAGGUCUGCAGCUAAGGGCCCAACAUCCAACACUGGUGCAUGCUCAUUCCUCUCGCUCUCAUCUGGUAGUGACAUUGACCAUAACCACGAAGGCUGUCUCUGCAGAUAGCUUUGCUCCUCUAUGGACAGAUGAACAGUCUAGUCCAAGGCUAAGUAAAGAGCUUUUCUGCACCUUUCCUCAACAAAUGAAAGAUGAUAAACUCAUCUUUCCUUCCAGAGCCUCUUCUCCAGCACAGUUUGAAUCUACUGAGAAACUGAAGCACAUCAAAACUAAACUACAGCUGGUGGAUUUGGCGGGCAGUGAAUGUGUUGGUAUGUCUGGAGUGACAGGAGUAGCCCUGCGAGAGACCUCGUUCAUUAACCGUAGCUUAUCAGCUCUGUCAGAUGUGCUUGGAGCAAUAGCAGAGCAGCGCUCUCACAUUCCGUACAGAAACAGCAAACUUACCCACCUACUCCAGGACUCCAUAGGGGGCAACGCUAAAUUGCUGGUGAUGCUGUGCAUCUCCCCCUGCCAGAAGUACUUAGCGGAAUCGCUGCAGUCCUUGGGAUUCGGAACUCGUGCUCGGCAAGUCCAGAGAGGACAAGUCAAGAAAAGAAAUCUGCCGGUGUCUAGCAAAUCAAAAUAAAAGCUAAGGCUUCUGUG
Gopherus evgoodei (Goodes thornscrub tortoise) is the source of this 3066-nucleotide messenger RNA. It is a transcript of the gene KIF25, whose product is annotated as kinesin family member 25. The record is from RefSeq and is a predicted model, not a curated record. The transcript has 16 exons. NCBI's taxonomy places the organism in Eukaryota, Metazoa, Chordata, Testudines, Testudinidae. Bases 1274 to 3049 code for a protein of 591 amino acids. Gene Ontology annotation, biological process: microtubule-based movement. Gene Ontology annotation, molecular function: microtubule motor activity; ATP binding; microtubule binding.